This is a messenger RNA of Episyrphus balteatus (marmalade hoverfly), 1844 nucleotides long. RefSeq names its product membrane-bound alkaline phosphatase-like. The coding region runs from base 224 to 1744 and encodes 506 amino acids. Gene Ontology annotation, biological process: dephosphorylation. The transcript has 5 exons. Gene Ontology annotation, molecular function: alkaline phosphatase activity. The record is from RefSeq and is a predicted model, not a curated record. NCBI's taxonomy places the organism in Eukaryota, Metazoa, Arthropoda, Insecta, Diptera, Syrphidae.
UCCUAAACGACAAACGAGUGAGCAAUUAAAAGUUCAAUUGAUUUCUAAUGUUAAUACUCUGUCACUGUACCUAAAAUUCGUAGACAUAUUUCUCACAAUAAAAAUAACAAUAAUAGAAGUUUCUUGUGACUAUCGUAAAAGGUUUAAAAGUGAUUUAAGAAAAAGUUUUCCAGACCCUAAUGCCAGCAGGCUAAAGCAAGCCUCAUUGCCAAUUCGACUUGCAAUGAAAAAAACUUCAUUUUGGAUAAAUGACGCUCAACAAGCCCUACAAGACAAAAUCCAGAGAUCUCUAAAUGAAGGAAAAGCGAAAAAUGUAAUAUUAUUCCUUGGAGAUGGCUUGUCCAUUGAAACUAUAGCAGCUGGACGAAUUUUAAAAGGCCAGUUGGAAGAUAAACUUGGCGAACGAAGCAAACUGACUUUCGAAAAUUUCCCAGCUCUUGGACUUUCGAAGACUUAUUGCGUUGAUAAACAAGUUGCGGAUUCUGCAUGCACUUCGACAGCUUACCUUGGUGGUGUUAAAGGCAAUUAUGGUACAAUUGGAGUUAAUGGUAAUGUAUCAUUAAACGAUUGUGCAAGUGCUAAGAAUCCAAUCAAUCAUGUUGAAUCAAUUGCAAGUUGGGCGCAAAAAGCAAAUAAGUCUUCUGGUCUUGUAACUAAUACACCUGUCACUCAUGCAAGUCCAGCCGGUGUAUAUUCGCACCUUGCAAAUCGGGAAUUUGAGAGUGAUAAUAAAGUUAAACUUGAAGGUCAUGAUCCUGCCAAAUGCCUAGAUGCAGCUUUGCAAUUAGUUUAUAACGAUGCUGGCAAGAAGUUAAAUGUUGUUUUGGGAGGAGGAACUAAACGCUUUUUGCCUAAUGGCACAUUGGAUUUCUAUGGAAAUUCCGGAGAACGGUUAGAUGGACGAAAUCUUAUCAGAGAAUGGCGCCAUUCGAAAACAGGAGUUGCAAAAUCAGUGUUUAAUCUGCAACAAUUGCUGGCAAUUGAUUUCAAUAAUACUGAUUAUUUAAUGGGACUCUUUGCUUCCGAAGAAAUGAAAUUCAAAACUGAUGCUGAUACUAUUAAAGAACCUUCCCUUGAACGAAUGACAGAAGCAGCUAUAAAAAUCUUGCAGAAGAAUGAUAAUGGGUUCUUUCUUUUUGUUGAAGGUGGCCAUAUUGAUACAGCUCAUCAUGAAAAUAUGGCACAAAAAGCACUCAUUGAGACUCUAGAAUUUUCAAAGGCAAUUCAAAAAGCUUUGGAUAUGACUAACUCGGAAGAAACAUUGAUUGUUGUUACCGCAGAUCAUAGUCACACUAUGACUUUCAGUGGAUAUUCGGAUAUUGGGAAUAAUAUUUUGGGACUGAAUACAGAAAGGAGUGAUAUUGACAAAUUGCCAUACACAACUCUCAGUUAUGCCAAUGGACCAAGUUAUUAUAAGCAUUUUAAUUGGACUGGAGAUCGUUUGGAUUUAAGUAAUGUGAAUGUUUUGGAUAAAGAAUUCCAGUAUGUAAGUACAUUUCCUUUAAAAAUUGAAAGUCAUGGUGGGGAAGAUGUUGCAGUCUAUGCUAAUGGACCCUGGUCACAUUUGUUUACAGGAUCCUUAGAACAAAACCUUAUACCUCACAUGAUGGCUUAUGCGUCAUGCAUUGGAGAUGGUUUAACAAUGUGCCAGAAGCAGAAAACAAAGAGUUCAGGAACAGUUCUUCAAGUUUCAGUUAUUCUCAUCAUGUUAAGCUUUGUGAUAACUUUAUUUAAAAAUCAAUAAUACAAAAUCUAUGUAUGUUUUAAUACUUUGUAAAAUAAAUUAAAAAAAUAAAUAAAUAAAUUCCAAAAUUUUGCAUAAUUUCAGAAAAGUGUAUUAUAAA